This is a messenger RNA of Linum trigynum, 1617 nucleotides long. NCBI's taxonomy places the organism in Eukaryota, Viridiplantae, Streptophyta, Magnoliopsida, Malpighiales, Linaceae. The record is from the annotation of a GenBank genome assembly.
AUGAGAGUUGCAGUUUCAGUGGGAGUGUCAACACCACCGGUCGCAACCAUGAGGUCCUCCUGUACCAGAAGAAUCAUGGCGGGUUCUUACCGCUUCGUCUCAAUGCACAUGGCUGCGGCUCCUCUUUCUCGCACUCUGAGUACGGAGAGUGUUGCCGCCCGCCUCACCAGCGCCGGCCUCCUGCGCACCAAGGGCCUCAUCGGACCCAAUUGGAUUGAUGCCCGUGAUGGCAAAACCAUGCCCGUUCACAAUCCGUCGACCGGUGAAGUGAUCGCAUAUGUUCCAUUCAUGGGAAGCAAAGACACCGAAGAUGCUAUCUCCUCUGCCUACGAUGCCUUCCCUGCUUGGAGCAAGCUCACCGCCACUGAAAGGAGCCAACUUUUGCGCAAAUGGUACGACCUACUCAUGGCCAACAAAGAAGAGAUUGGGCAACUAAUUACCUUGGAGCAAGGCAAGCCUCUCAAAGAAGCCAUUGGCGAGGUCAAUUACGGAGCCAGUUUCAUCGAGUACUUUGCCGAGGAAGCAAAACGUGUAUACGGAGACAUAAUCCCACCAACACUUAAUGAUCGUCGCAUUCUAGUCCUUAAGCAGCCUGUUGGUGUUAUUGCAGCAAUUACUCCUUGGAACUUCCCUUUGGCUAUGAUUACUAGGAAGGUUGGUCCUGCUCUUGCAUGUGGCUGCACAGCAGUGAUUAAGCCUUCUGAACUAACACCUUUCACAGCCUUAGCAGCAGUCGAGCUGGCUCUUCAGGCUGGAAUUCCCCCGGGUGUCCUUAAUGUUGUUAUGGGAGAUGCUCCUGCUAUUGGAGAUGCGCUGAUGGCCAGCACUCGGGUUAGAAAGAUCACAUUCACUGGGUCAACAGCUGUGGGAAAGAAGUUGAUGGCAGGUGCUGCUGGGACUGUCAAAAAGGUCUCUUUGGAACUUGGUGGUAAUGCACCCUGUAUAAUAUUUGAUGAUGCGGACCUGGAUGUUGCUGUUAAAGGAACUCUUGGAUCAAAGUUCCGCAACAGUGGGCAAACAUGUGUUUGUGCGAAUAGAAUACUUGUACAAGAUGGCAUCUAUGAUAAAUUUGCUGCUGCUUUCUCCAAAGCUGUUCAGAAUUUGCAAGUUGGUGAUGGUUUUAGUGAAGGCGCAACCCAGGGUCCACUGAUUAAUGAUGCUGCAAUACAAAAGGUUGAAUCAUUUGUACAAGAUGCCGUCUCAAAGGGAGCAGAUGUUCUUCUUGGUGGCAAAAGGCAUAGCCUUGGGAGGACAUUCUAUGAACCAACUGUACUGGGAAAUAUCAGUAGUGACAUGAUUGUCUCGAGAGAGGAAGUAUUUGGACCAGUGGCCCCGCUGAUGCGGUUCAAAACAGAGGAGGAAGCUAUUAGCAUUGCUAAUGACACCAAUGCAGGAUUGGCUGCAUAUAUAUUUACAACGAAUGUUCAACGAUCAUGGCGUGUUACCGAAGCUCUGGAGUAUGGACUUGUUGGUGUUAAUGAAGGAGUAAUUUCGACAGAGGUUGCUCCAUUUGGAGGAGUGAAACAGUCUGGUCUUGGGCGGGAAGGUUCCAAGUAUGGGAUGGACGAAUAUCUGGAGAUGAAAUAUGUGUGCUUGGGAGAUAUGAACAGGAAAUGA